AUGUUUUCUCAGAUAGUUAUUAUCGCUUCUGCCCUCCUCCCCUUUGCAAGUUUAACUUCAGCUUCACCCGGCUAUAUUGCUCUUGACUUUUCUGUCACAAGGGGUUCGUCUCGUAAUUUUACUGGUCCUAUAGUCCAUGCAAAAAGGCUGGAUGUCGUUGGGCUUGACAUAUUUGACAAGAGUUACUUCUACUCCACCGAUCUUCUUCUUGGGUCCAACAAACAGAAUAUAAGUGUUGUUAUUGACACGGGAUCUUCUGACUUAUGGGUUAACAGUGCUUCAAACACUCAAUGCACUAGUGACUGUGCCGCAGCAGGUUCUUUUAAUAGUUCUCAGUCCACCUCCUUCAAAGGAACCGACAAUGCUUUCUCGGCUGCUUAUCAAGAUGGCUCAUCCACUUCUGGUAAGUGGGUUUCAGAUGAUGCUUCAUUUACAAGUGGAGGACCAGUAGUCAAGGGUUUGACCUUUGGACUUGCUGAAUCUUCGUCCCACGAAGGAAUUCUUGGAAUUGGCUUAAAGUCCCUUGAGUCUACCCAAACUGAAUAUGAUAAUUUGCCAUACCUCUUAGCAGCCCAAGACCUUAUUUCUAAGCCAGCAUACUCGGUCUACCUCAACCCCACUAGAGGAGAGAAAGGAACUGUUUUGUUCGGUGCUAUUGACAAUGCGAAGUAUGACGGAAAUUUGGUAAAGCUUCCACAUGCUGGACCUGUCCAACGUCUAGGUGUGCAAUUGGAUUCAUUUGGUGUUGACUCGACUACUAUUCAAACAAAUAUCCCUGGUAUACUUGAUACCGGCUACACAUAUACAUUCCUCCCAGAUGCAUUUGUCUCUCAAUUGGCAAAAGCAUUGGGGUCAGUCCUGUCUGGUACCGUGCCAGGUAGUCUUAAUUCCAAACAAUACUACAUCCCUCAGGAUGGAGUCUCUAAUAAAACGGUUAAGUUCAAUUUCAACGGAGUUAGUAUCCUGAUCCCCCUUAUUGAAUUGACGCUGCCAUUAACGUACACAGCCACCGGAUUACCUGCACCAUUUUAUGCUCUUACAAUUUUUGGAACCCAAGAUAAGGAUGAAUCUUGGAAUGCUAUAGGGGAUAACGUUCUUAGAAGAAUUUAUGCUUUGUACGAUCUUACUGAUUCCUCGAUUUCCAUUGCACAAGUAAAGGAAACUACUGAUACCAACAUUCAACCUUUGUGA
Messenger RNA from [Candida] anglica, 1191 nucleotides. Lineage: Eukaryota; Fungi; Ascomycota; Pichiomycetes; Serinales; Debaryomycetaceae. The record is from the annotation of a GenBank genome assembly.